Messenger RNA from Dermatophagoides pteronyssinus (European house dust mite), 474 nucleotides. RefSeq names its product cuticle protein 10.9-like. Lineage: Eukaryota; Metazoa; Arthropoda; Arachnida; Sarcoptiformes; Pyroglyphidae. Gene Ontology annotation, molecular function: structural constituent of chitin-based larval cuticle. The record is from RefSeq and is a predicted model, not a curated record. Gene Ontology annotation, cellular component: chitin-based extracellular matrix.
UCCCUAUGAAUCGUUUGUGCAGAAAAAAUUAUCAACUUUUUUUUCCAAGUGCUUUAUCGACUAAAUAUCGAUUUAAACAUCAAACAAUCGAAUCAAAAUGUUCAAGGAAAUUAUUGCAUUAACAUUAUGUUGUUUGUUUAUAGCUGUUUAUGCUGCACCAGCAACAACAACAGCUGAACAAGAAGAAAAACCACAUCCAUAUAAUUUUGCAUUUGAAGAAAAAGAUGCUAAUUAUACAUUAACACGUCAAGAAGAAAUGGAUGAACAAGGUACCGUAAAAGGUUCAUAUUCAUAUAUUGAUCGUGAUGGUAUAUUUCGUACCGUUAAUUAUAUUGCCGAUGAAAAUGGUUUCCGUGCUGCUAUACAAUCAAAUGAACCUGGUCUUACUAAUUCAGCACCAGCUGGUACUACCUUUCAAAUUAAUUAAAUUUUAAAUUUUUUUUUUCUUGUUAUUGUUACUGUUGUUAAUUAUUA